Molecule: messenger RNA, 1217 nt
Organism: Lates calcarifer (barramundi perch)
Lineage: Eukaryota; Metazoa; Chordata; Actinopteri; Centropomidae
Exons: 3
Coding region: 107-892 (261 amino acids)
Cellular component (GO): membrane
Source: RefSeq, a predicted model, not a curated record
AGCAUCAGCGCACCAAACAGCCUCAUUUGUAACCAAAGGUUAACCCAAGGAUUAACCUGAUUCAUAACGAUCUAACUGCAGGAUCUACUGCACCAGACGAGCACAAAUGGCUGCUGAAACAUUUGUGUUACUGUGGUGGACUUCACUGUCCCUCUGUCUCCUGGUGUCUGCCUCUGAAGAUCAGAAGAACAUCACAGCUGUUGCUGGACAGAAUGUCACUCUGCCGUGUAAAAGAUACCGGCCCAUCUCUAACAGAUUUGGUGUACAGUGGACCAGAUCUGAUCUGGAGCCAGAAUACAUCUUUUUUCAGCGUGGCAGGUUUCUUCUUUCAAACAUUGUGCAUCCAUCUUUUAAGAACAGGGUGGAGCUGAAGGACAGUAAGAUGAAGAACGGUGACGUGUCUUUGAUUCUGAAGAAUGUGACGAGUAAUGACACAGGAAGAUACGAGUGUCGAGUCUUUAAAAUACCAACUUGCUUUGGUAGUCCAACUUACCCCAUCAGCAUCAUCAACCUGGAUGUUCGUCAAUCAGGUAACACGACCGAAAACAUCUGGAUUGAAGAAAAUGAGGACGAAGGAAAUGAGUAUGGAGAGUACGAGUAUUGGGAUUAUGAGUUUAGAGGAAAGUAUGGAAAAAACAAGGAUGUAGGAAAUGAUGAUGGAGAAAACAAGUACGGACGAAAUGAGGACGGAGGAAACACUGUUAGAAUAAUCAAGGAUGAAGCAGAAACAUAUGAAGACAGCAGAGUAGUUGUUGGACUGGUUGCUGGUCUCUCAGUUGUUGCUGUGGUUGCUGUUGUUGUUGCAUUGGGGAUCUUCAUUUAUAAAAGACACAUGAAGAAGAAUCCUCACCUCCGUCCUGCUGAUGAAGCAGGUGACCAACUGCUGAUGUGAAACAUUAACAGUAAAUGGAAGAUGGAGUGCAGUAUAAAUCACUCUCCUGUCAUGUAUCGGUGUGUAACUGUGGGUUGUUGCUUCAGUCAUUAAUUCUCUCUCAUUAAUUACUCAUUAAUCUGGAACUAUGCUUCAUGUUAUCAGCAGCUGAAAUGUUUUAUACUGAUCUACUCUGGUGUUUUGUGUGUUGAUUAUUGAUGAUGUUCAUUUCAAUGACAGAAAUCAGUUCUGCUGUGAUUUGGUGAUCUGGUUUUUUAGAAUAAAAAUGGUGGGAAAGUCUUUUCUUUCAUCUGUUCGAUGCUUCGAGCUCCAAACUGAACUCAGA